AUGAGCGAGGCCAACGAGGAAGGCAUCCGCACCCUCAUAGAGAUGGGCCUCUCCCAACCCCGGGCCGUCACUGCCCUCGAGGUCGCACUCACGCCGCAGACCACAAGACAGAAGGGCGGGAACAAUGUGGAGCGGGCCAUCGAGUGGCACUUUGCCCACAUGGACGAUGUAGCGGUGCCGGUUGCCGGGCGCACCUCGCCCGUCGAGGGCAAUGGCGGCGGCCAUGGUAGCGCACCGCCGGGCGGCGCCUCGGCAGGCGUUGACGCCCGCGAGGCGUCUGCGGCUGGCGCGCUGGCUGGCAUGGGUGGAGCAGGCACAGGCGCUGGCAGCGUGGCCGGCGCAGGCACCACCGUCGCCGGCCCAGCCAACAGGCCGAGCAUCGAGGAGGAGCAGCUGAACAAAGCCAUCGCAGAGUCGCUGAAGGAAAGCCAGGGCGGCGGGGCAGGCGCUGCCGCCUCGGACGCCGCCGGCGGGAGCAAGGUCACUACCGAGGACGAGGCGCUGUCGAGGGCCAUCGAGGCCUCACUGGCGGACAAGCCCGGGUAUGAUCCCAUUGCCAUGGAGGCUGUCAAUCCGCACGACCGCGUCCGCGAUGACCCGUCGCUGCCGGUUGGUCUCAAGAACAUCGGGAACACGUGCUACGUCAACUCGCUCAUGCAGACCUACUUUCACCUCCCGGUCCUCCGCUACGCCGUUCUUUCGUUCGAGCCGGCACCUGAGGAUUAUGCCAUUCUCGACGCCAUGGAGCUCUCCGACGACACGGCCACCAACGCGCUGCGGUUUGUGCAGGAGAUGCAGCGCCUCUUUGGCUUCCUCUCGCUCACCACGCGCAAGGCCCUUGACGUCCGCAAAGUCAUGAACACCCUGCUCGCCGCCGACGGCAAGCCUAUUUCCAUGGGCGCCCAGCAGGACGCACAAGAGUUCCACAUGCGGUUCAUGCAGCGGCUCGAGGAGGCCUUUGACAUUGACUUUGCCGCUCGGACCGCCGGUGCUUCAACAGAGGCUGCUUCGCCGCCCGCCGAGCAGCAGCAGCAGCUCCUGUCACGUGCCAAUGUCAUCCGUGCGCUCUUUCAGGGAAAGGUCGUCUCUGUCCGCCGCGGGAACGAGGCUGACGGCACCCCGUUCGAGUCGGUCAGCACCGAGUCGUUUGCAGAGAUCAUGGUCCCGCUCGCAGACAACAUCUACGACGCCCUCGACGAGUACACUGCGCCGUCGACCAUCUCCGGGUACAUUUCGCCGGCCGGCCACACGACUGAUGCCGAAGAACUAACCAUGUUUGAAGAGUUUCCGCCCGUUGUCGCAAUCCAGCUCCGCCGUGUCGUCUACAACGCCGCGGUCGGCCAGCGAAUCAAGCUCAACUCCAAGGUCACGUUCCCCAAGUACCUGUAUAUGGACCGCUACCACGCGUCCAACGCCGCCACUGCAUCCAAGCUCCGCGAGCAGGCCAACGGGCUCAAGGCACAGCGGACCUCGCUCAAGGCCCAGCUCGAGAGCUACCUUAGCUUUCCGGCCGGCGACGCCAAGAUGCCGGUUCAGCAGCUGCUGCGCGGGUCGCUGUCGUACCUUGACGAGCUGACGUCGGACACACCGCGCCCGGUCGGUGCGCCGCCGGCGCCCGAGCUCGAUGCCAUGAAGGCCUUCUUCCAGCGUGCUCUCACCGCCGAAGUUGCUGCCGUCUCCAAGCUCGAAGAGUCCAUCUCGGUCCUGGAAGAUCAGAUCGAGCAAGUCUACGCCCACAUGACCGACCAUCCCUACCGGCUGCAUUCAGUCUUGGUCCACUCGGGUGGCGCCCAGUCGGGCCACUACUGGUCGUUCGUCUACGAGCCGACCGAGGACAAGUGGUACAACUUCAACGACGCCACCGUCACCGUCGUGGACGAGGACAAGGUCUGGGCCGACUCGUUUGGUGACACUUCGGGCACCAACGCGUACUGCCUCUUCUACGUCGACGCCUCUAGCGACAAGAACUUGCCGGGCAAGCCGCUGGCUGGCCCGUCGUCGUCAAUGGCCUCCACUGCGUCGUCGGCCUCGGGCGCGCUCGCGCUACCCACUCCGGCUUCGCCCGUCGCUGGAGGCCCGCUUGUAGGCGAUGAGAUCUCGCGGCUCAUUGCCUCACCCAAGGCCGUCUCCCACGCCUACUUUACCUCGGUCGUUCCGCCCAAGCUGCAAGACCUGGUCGAGGCUGACAACGCCGAACUCGUCGCCGAGAUGGCCAAGUGGGAUGCCGAGCACGCUGACGGUGCCGCCGACUCGCCUGCUUAUGGACCGCCCACUCUGGCCGAGGCCCAAGCCGCCGCUGUCGCUCGCGCCCAGGCUACCACAGACGCAUCUUUGGCUGCCACCGCUGCCGUCACCGCUCCCGGCUCGGCGGCCUCAUCCCCAGAGCUCGACGAAGGCAAGACCACCGCGUUUGUCGCUGCGUUUGCCUCCGAGCUUGAGAAUCUUGCUAUGGGCAUGUCCCAGCACUCGACCAUCCAGGACGAGCGCCUGGAGUCGUUCCCGCUCUUCCUUGCCCUGGAAGGCAUGCCCGACAUUGCCAAGCAUGCCAUCGCUGCCAAGGUCGUCCACGCCAUCACCGGCACCGCUCUCAACGCUGAUGCUGACACGCUGAGCGCCCUCUCGUGCGCCCUCCACGCCGCCGGCCACGACGAUGCCGACCUUGCCUCGUUCCAGCCUGCCGUCGUCACCCAGCUCCGCACCGCUUAUGCCAGCUUUUGCAACACCUCGGCCACGCUGCUUGCCGGGCUGACUGCACUUUCGAAGCGCGACGCCGUCAACGCACUCCGCCUGUUCGCGCACGGCCUCGCCCGCGAUGCGCACGGCGCCCACGGCUCGCGCCGGCGCGAGCUCAUCUUCUUCCUACGCGGCACAUUGGUCCUUGUCGCCGACGCCGCGCGGCUUGCCCUCGGCAAGCACACCGAGAGCGAAACCUCGCGCGGCCUGGUCCUCCUUCACGCCGCCGCCGCCGUCACCGUCGCCUCGCUCGCCGCCGACGAUCGUCUCCGCCUCGCCCUCGCAGCCCAGUGGCUGAGUUUGCUCGACAAGGCUGCCGCCUCUUCCUCGCCGCUGCCUUCCCCGCACCAUCUCGAGCUCAUUGCUGCCAUUUCUGACCUCCUCUCGGGUGCCCGCGGCUCCGGCGCUGCUGUCCUCACCCUUGUCCCCCUCCCUGAUGCAGCCGCAUCCGCCGCCUCGGCCACGCUCUCCCGCACCUCCUUUUCCACUGCCUUUACAGUCGCCGCCGCCACCUACGGCCCACGCUUCUCAUCGCUUCUCAAGCCCAUCUACGGCGCGGACUCGGACGCGCUCGAGUACACAUGA
This is a messenger RNA of Thecamonas trahens ATCC 50062, 3318 nucleotides long. RefSeq names its product ubiquitin carboxyl-terminal hydrolase. The coding region runs from base 1 to 3318 and encodes 1105 amino acids. Gene Ontology annotation, molecular function: protein binding; cysteine-type endopeptidase activity; cysteine-type deubiquitinase activity. Gene Ontology annotation, cellular component: cytosol; nucleus. The record is from RefSeq and is a predicted model, not a curated record. The transcript is spliced from 2 exons. Gene Ontology annotation, biological process: regulation of protein stability; protein deubiquitination. Lineage: Eukaryota; Apusomonadida; Apusomonadidae.